AUGGACUAUUCGUACGACGAGGACCUGGACGAGCUGUGCCCCGUGUGUGGGGACAAGGUGUCCGGCUACCACUACGGGCUGCUCACAUGCGAGAGCUGCAAGGGCUUCUUCAAGCGCACGGUGCAGAACAACAAGCACUACACGUGCACCGAGAGCCAGAGCUGCAAGAUCGACAAGACGCAGCGCAAGCGCUGUCCCUUCUGCCGCUUCCAGAAGUGCCUGACGGUGGGGAUGCGCCUGGAAGCCGUGCGUGCUGACCGCAUGCGAGGCGGCCGGAACAAGUUUGGGCCCAUGUACAAGCGGGACCGGGCUCUGAAGCAGCAGAAGAAGGCACAGAUUCGAGCCAAUGGCUUCAAGCUGGAGACAGGCCCCCCAAUGGGGGUGCCCCCGCCACCCCCUCCCCCACCGGACUACAUGCUGCCCCAUGGCCUGCAUGCAGCUGAGCCCAAGGGCCUGGCCUCCGGUCCACCAGCUGGGCCGCUGGGCGACUUUGGGGCCCCGGCGUUACCUAUGGCUGUGCCCAGCACCCACGGGCCACUGGCUGGCUACCUCUACCCUGCCUUCCCUGGCCGCGCCAUCAAGUCUGAGUACCCAGAGCCCUAUGCCAGCCCCCCACAGCCCGGGCCGCCCUACGGCUACCCAGAGCCCUUCUCGGGGGGGCCUGGCGUGCCCGAACUUAUCCUACAGCUGCUGCAGCUGGAGCCAGAUGAGGACCAGGUACGGGCACGCAUUGUGGGCUGCCUGCAGGAACCGACCAAAGGCCGCCCCGACCAGCCUGCGCCCUUCAGCCUCCUAUGCAGAAUGGCUGACCAGACCUUCAUCUCCAUCGUGGACUGGGCACGCAGGUGCAUGGUCUUCAAGGAGCUGGAGGUGGCCGACCAGAUGACACUGCUGCAGAACUGCUGGAGCGAGCUGCUGGUUUUUGACCACAUCUACCGUCAGAUUCAGCAUGGCAAGGAGGGCAGCAUCCUGCUGGUCACAGGGCAGGAGGUGGAGCUGGCCACGGUGGCCGCCCAGGCGGGCUCCCUGCUGCAUAGCCUGGUGCUUCGGGCGCAGGAGCUGGUGCUGCAGCUGCAUGCCCUGCAGUUGGAUCGCCAGGAGUUCGUCUGCCUCAAGUUCCUCAUUCUCUUCAGCCUCGAUGUGAAGUUCCUGAACAACCACAGCCUGGUGAAGGAUGCUCAGGAGAAGGCCAAUGCCGCCCUGCUCGACUACACCCUGUGCCACUACCCACACUGCGGGGACAAGUUCCAGCAGCUGCUGCUGUGCCUGGUGGAGGUGCGGGCGCUGAGCGUGCAGGCCAAGGAGUACCUGUACCACAAACACCUGGGCAACGAGAUGCCCCGGAACAACCUGCUCAUCGAGAUGCUGCAGGCCAAGCAGACUUGA
This is a messenger RNA of Rangifer tarandus platyrhynchus (Svalbard reindeer), 1386 nucleotides long. NCBI's taxonomy places the organism in Eukaryota, Metazoa, Chordata, Mammalia, Artiodactyla, Cervidae. The record is from the annotation of a GenBank genome assembly.